AUGGACCCAACAAGGCGGUCCCCAUCCCCCUGCUCAUCGCGGACCCCCAGCCCCAGGACCCCACCCUGCGGCGAGAUGCUUGGUUAUGUGGGCAUUGAGGCUGUGCUGGACCAGCUGAAGAUCAAAGCCAUGAAGAUGGGGUUUGAGUUCAACAUCAUGGUGGUGGGGCAGAGCGGGCUGGGCAAGUCCACAAUGGUGAACACUCUGUUCAAGUCCAAGGUGUGGAAGUCGACCCCGCCGGGCUUGGGGGGGCCCACGCCCCAGACGCUGAAGCUGCAGUCGGUGACCCAUGUCAUCGAGGAGAAGGGUGUGAAGCUGAAGCUGACAGUGACCGACACGCCGGGCUUUGGGGACCAGAUCAACAAUGACAAAUGCUGGGACCCCAUCCUGGGCUACAUCAAUGAGCAGUAUGAGCGGUACCUGCAGGAGGAGAUCCUCAUCACCCGCCGGCGCCACAUCCCCGACACCCGGGUGCACUGCUGUGUGUACUUCGUGCCACCUACUGGGCACUGCCUGCGGCCCCUAGACAUUGAGUUCCUGCAGCGGCUGUGCCAAGCAGUAAACGUGGUGCCCGUGAUCGCCCGGGCAGACAGCCUGACCUUAGAGGAGCGAGAGACCUUCAGGCGCAGGAUCCAGCACAACCUGAGGACCCACUGCAUCGACGUGUACCCACAGAAGUGCUUUGAUGAGGAUGUCAAUGACAAGAUCCUUAACAGCAAGAUUCGGGACCGGAUCCCCUUUGCUGUGGUUGGGGCUGACCGAGAGCACUUGGUGAAUGGGAGGUGUGUCUUGGGCCGGAAGACGAAGUGGGGCAUCAUUGAAGUGGAGAACAUGGCGCACUGUGAGUUUCCGCUCCUGAGAGACCUGCUGAUCCGCUCCCACCUGCAAGACCUGAAGGACAUCACUCACAACGUGCACUAUGAGAACUACCGUGUCUUCAGACUCAACCAGAGCCAUGUGCUGCCCCGGGGGCCAGGCUGGGUGAACCUGGCCCCGGUGCCGGCCAGCUCCCCGGUCAUCCCCAGGUCCUCGAAGGUCCCCGGUAGGGUCCAGGAAGACUCUGAGGAGAAAUUCUGAGCCCUGGUGGAUUCUGGCCCUGCUGAGCUCCCCGAAUCCAGCAGCGUACCCGUGUAUACCUGUGUACUAGAGCAUCUAUUAA
Molecule: messenger RNA, 1159 nt
Organism: Loxodonta africana (African savanna elephant)
Lineage: Eukaryota; Metazoa; Chordata; Mammalia; Proboscidea; Elephantidae
Gene: SEPTIN12
Product: septin 12
Exons: 9
Coding region: 1-1077 (358 amino acids)
Biological process (GO): intracellular protein localization; cytoskeleton-dependent cytokinesis
Cellular component (GO): septin complex; microtubule cytoskeleton; cell division site
Molecular function (GO): molecular adaptor activity; GTP binding; GTPase activity
Source: RefSeq, a predicted model, not a curated record